Electrophorus electricus (electric eel) is the source of this 4825-nucleotide messenger RNA. RefSeq names its product bromodomain containing 2a (gene brd2a). Lineage: Eukaryota; Metazoa; Chordata; Actinopteri; Gymnotiformes; Gymnotidae. The record is from RefSeq and is a predicted model, not a curated record. Gene Ontology annotation, cellular component: chromatin; nucleus. Gene Ontology annotation, biological process: chromatin remodeling; regulation of DNA-templated transcription.
UAUAUAUAUAUACACACCUUCGAUAGAUGUAUAGGUUGUAUUAUUUUACUAGCCUUAUAUAUUGAAAUGAGUAGGGUUUUUUAAAUCGACAAUGUAUAUAUUUUAAAUGUAAAAUAGUGUGGAACUUUUUUGUUGUUUAAAUUUUGCAUAAUUUAGAUUUAAACUAGCUCUAGAUUUCGUUCAGUGACGUUAAAAAUACGUACCUUUCGUAGUGGGGGAUGGGUAAGAGUAGUAGUCUCUUAGGGAAAUUGUUUCAAAUCGAAUCUUGGCGGCUAACUAGCUAUCUACGUUGCACAAGAAACCUUCAAACUUUAGCUAAUCUAGCUAGAUAACGGAUGAUUACCCUGAAAUAUUUUCAGUAUUGUAGCUAUGUGUCCCUCAGUUUGAUGUACGUAGUAGUUUGGAUUAGGCCCCAUGCAAAAACAAUAUGCAUUUAUAGGGACUGUAGCCUAUUUUCAUUAACCCAUGUUAUUGGUAAAUAUUGGGAUAUUUUUUUUUACUAUUGCAAGUUGUAGUUUAUUACCUUGUGGCCAUGUGGAUUCGAGUAGUCAUUGUGUGGGACGACUGGCUUUUCUUUUAUGUUUCACUGUCCUUUAAUUGUUAAAUAUGAAACACGUGUGCAGUCUUUGUUAAGAUUUUUAAGAGAAGAAACAAGUGCUGAAGUUGCUGCGUCAUUUUAGGGCAGACUGUGUUCCUAGGCCACAUAGGGGAGACUUUGACGCUGGUUUUUGUUGGCUACGUUUUAGAAUUUACCUGAGGUGUGAGCAACACUAGGAUUGCGUAGACACUUCGUUUUGCAGUACAUGAUGGCUGGCGACAUACAAAUCAUAUUUUUAUCUGGUUGUACAGUACGAACGUGGUUAUUUUACAUUACUAUCGCGGUGAUGUUCUAAAAUGGCGACUUCGUUGAGUUGGAACCGCUUUAGCGUGGACUGAAGUCCCGAGUGUCGCUUUUGUCCGAUAUCCGUAACUGAUCGAACGAGCCAAUAGCAUACCUCGAAUCGUCCACGGAUAGUCGCGCCUGCGGUUUUGUGACCAUUGAGCAAUAUGUGUGUACGCAUAUUUACCGAAUUAAUUGAAGAUAAUUUAUGGAUUUAUACCGAACUUAAUCGCCUAAUACUUGUUUUGUGUUGUCUGCGUCUCACAAGGAAUGGCGAAUUCUAGCCGUUUUUGUGAAAUCGUCAACUGACAUGCAUGCGUCAACCUUUGUGCGUAGCAAGGCGUGGCUUGUGUGAUUGACGAGCACGGUUGCGUAUAGAAUGCGCGGAGGCGUGCGCGCGUGCAGUUCCAUUAACCAAUGAAGUUGUUGUAAGGUUUAUAAAGGUUCGGGCGGAGCCAGUGCGUCGCCAUUUCACUGUAGCUGUGGCUGGGGAGUUAAAGGAAGUUAGCGGUGCAAGGUCGGGAGGCUCACAGCUUUCAAGGGACCCGGUUUUAAUUCAUAAUCCAGAUCCAUCCUGAUGAAGGCGGCCAUAAGCCCGCCCCUUGACAGUGACAUGGGUGUUCAGGGGUUCACAAUGAUGGAGCAGCCUAUUUCUGGCCCUGGGAAGCGGAUACGCAAGCCAUCACUGCUCUAUGAGGGCUUUGAGGGCCCUGUACACCCACAUGCUUUCUCCACUGGACCGCCCCGUCCUCCUACUCGAGAUCCAAGCCGGCAGGGUCGAAUGACCAACCAGCUCCAGUUCCUCCAGAAAUCUGUCAUGAAGUAUCUCUGGAGGCACCAUUUUGCUUGGCCUUUUCAUGAGCCUGUUGAUGCUACAAAGCUCAACCUGCCUGACUACCAUAAGAUCAUCAAACAGCCGAUGGAUAUGGGCACGAUUAAGAAGCGACUAGAAAACAACUAUUACCGCAGUGCUACUGAAUGUCUGCAAGACUUUAACACCAUGUUUACUAACUGCUACAUCUAUAAUAAGUCAACAGAUGACAUAGUUUUGAUGGCUCAGUCUCUGGAAAAGGCCUUCUUACAGAAGGUAGCACAGAUGCCACAAGAGGAGGAGGAGCUACCCUCACCUGUCCCAAGGGGCAAACCUGGCAAAGGCCGCAAAGCCAUAUUUUCAGGUGGGAUAACGACUGUUCACCAGGUCCCUGCUGUAUCUUCAGUGUCUCAAUCUGCAUACUCUCCUCAUACCCCGGAUAUGCCAGACUCACUUCUCUCCACCCCACCACAGAUGCUACUAGCCAAGAAUCCACUGCCCACUCCUCUCAGUGCCCCUGCAUUGAUGGGUUUGCCCCCCACCCAGCCCACUGCAAAGAAAAAAGGAGUCAAGCGCAAAGCUGAUACCACUACCCCCAUGGCCAUGCCCCUUACCAUUGGUGUUGGCGGUAUGGGUCUAGGCAUAGGCAGUGGGGGUGACUCUCCCCUGACCCUCUCUGCUCUUGGAAUUAACCCAAAUCGUGACCUUGGCCUUGCCAUUGUCCUUGGAGGAGGUCUGGUUGGAGGGAAAGUGCCAGCAAGACGAGGAGGCAGUGGUAGACCCAUCAAACCACCACGGAAAGACUUGCCAGAUUCACAGAACCAGCAUCAGCCAGUGCGGAGGGGGAAGCUAAGCCGGCAGCUACACUACUGUAAUGGGAUCCUUAAAGAGCUGCUAUCAAAGAAACAUGCAGCAUAUGCCUGGCCUUUCUACAAGCCCGUUGAUGCGUCAUCAUUGGGGAUACAUGACUACCAUGACAUUAUCAAGAAUCCAAUGGACCUCAGUACAAUUAAGUGUAAAAUAGAUCAGCGAGAGUACAGGGAAGCACUUGAAUUUGCAGCUGAUGUUCGACUAAUGUUUUCAAACUGCUACAAGUACAAUCCACCUGACCAUGAUGUGGUGGCUAUGGCUAGGAAACUACAGGAUGUGUUUGAGUUCCGUUUUGCCAAAAUGCCUGAUGAGCCCCAGGAUUCCCUCCCAUCUGCCUCUCUAGGCAGUGGUCUAGGUGGUCAUUCUUCGUCUUCCUCCUCCUCUUCCUCGUCUUCAUCUUCUGAGAGUGAAAUAAGUAGUGAGAGUGAGAGCAGUCCUAGCUCAGAUAGUGAGGAGGAGAGAGCACAUCGUCUGGCUCAGCUUCAGGAACAGGUCUGUACGCAGCUGAGGGCAGUACACGAGCAGCUGGCUGCUCUUUCUUCAGACACAAUAAUCAAGCCAAAGAAAAAGAAAGACAAGAAGAAAAAGAAAAAGUCAGAGAAGCAUAAGCGAAGCAGGGCUGUGGCGGAUGAUGAGGUGGUCAUCCGGGCAUCCAAAAUGCCCAAAAUCACAAAGACAGCGAAGAGUAGGAACAACAGCAAGGCAACAGCGUCCUCCACACAAGGCAAGAAGGGACCCAGCAGGAAGAGCAGCAAGAACAAAUCCUCAAAGAAGUCUCAAGCAGCAUGUUAUGGUUCUCAGGCCAUGGCCCUCCCUCCCCACUACGACUCAGAGGAAGAGGAGGAGAGCAGCCCUAUGAGUUAUGAUGAGAAACGACAGCUGAGCCUGGAUAUCAACAAGCUUCCUGGUGAGAAGCUUGGUCGCGUGGUACAUAUAAUUCAAUCACGUGAACCUUCAUUGCGUGACACCAACCCAGAGGAGAUAGAGAUUGAUUUUGAGACACUCAAGCCAUCCACGCUGCGGGAGUUGGAACGCUACGUCAUGACAUGCCUACGCAAGAAACCUCGAAAGCCAUACCUAGCAAAGAAAGGUGGCACUGGCAAGUCCCGUGAAGAACUGGCUCUGGAGAAAAAGAGGGAGUUGGAAAGGAGAUUACAGGAUGUAAGUGGGCAGCUCAAUUCAACCAAGAAACCUCCCAAAACCAAAGUGGACAAACCCAGUGUGGCAGAACCUCAUGCUAUGGCAUCUCGUCUUAGUGCCAGCAGUUCUAGCUCUGACUCUUCCUCUUCCUCCUCCUCCUCCUCCGCCUCCUCCUCAGACUCUAGUGACUCAGACUCAGGUUGAAUGAGCAUUUAAUAGAAGUGGACACACUUGCAUGCACAUGUUCUACUGGACUGACAAAAGAGCCACCAUUUUGUAAUGCACUGGAUGGCGAGGAACUGGAAAUAGUGGAAGAAGGUAAAUUAGCAAAGGAUUAAUGAAAGUUUUCCAGGUAUCUAUGUUCAUCCAAGUUGGUGGAUGAACAGAGUAGCAAUGCAAAAAUAAAUGCUCUUGCUGCUGGAAGAGAGGAAAAGUUUUGAAGGAGGGAUGAUUCUGAAAUGUUGUGUGAAGAGGAAUGGCAUGCUCCCUUUUCUGCUGGAACUUAAUUGCUUUGUUCAUCUCUAUAAAUACACACAUACAUAUUUCUGUGUGUAUGUGUGUGUAUGUAUAUGUAUAUAUUUGUUUCUUUUAUAAAGAAUUUAAACAAAUUCCCUAGUGGGGAACAUCAGAAUUGUCUUGGGUGGAUUGGUUCUUUUUUUCUUUUUUUCUUUUUUUUUUUUCUUUUUUUUAAAGCUGUUUUCAUAAAGAAUAAGAUAAGGGGUAGAGCUGUUGUCAAUUUUGUUUUAUGAGUGGGUAUGUAUUUGUGUGUGCUUGUGCUUUAUAUUCAAAAUUCCAACCUAGUUAUGACAGACUUGCCCAUACAAAAAUUGAAGUAAUGUUUUGUAGCUUGACCCUAAAUUCUUCUUUUGAAUAAACUUCAACAAUUACAUUUUGGACCAUGAAGACUUCAAAAUGGACUAUUGAAGGUGCAAUUGAUCCAGAAGGAUUCAUGGAUCAAACAUACAGUUUGCUUUACUAUAAAACUAUAGCUAUACAAGGAAAGGAAUUUUUUCCCUGAAAAUAUGUACAUAUGGAGAGUCAUACAGCUUUUGAGUAUGUAUGCAAACCACCAUGUUUACUGCUUUUUGCUGUUUUUCCUUUGUAUUUCUUCUUUAAAUUUUUUU